AUGUCUCUCUCCAACAAGCUUGCUAUCACUGACGUCGACCUCAAGGACAAGCGUGUCUUGAUCCGCGUCGACUUCAACGUCCCUCUGGAUGGCAACAAGAACAUCACCAACAACCAGCGUAUCGUCGGUGCUCUCCCCACCAUCAAGUAUGCCAUUGAGAAUGGCGCCAAGGCCGUCAUCCUCAUGUCCCACCUCGGCCGUCCCGACGGCAAGGUCAACCCCAAGUACAGCCUGAAGCCCGUCGUGGCCGAGCUCGAGAAGCUGCUGAGCAAGUCCGUCAUCUUCACCGAGGACUGCGUCGGCAAGGAGGUCGAGGAGACCGUCAACAAGGCCUCCGGCGGCCAGGUCAUCCUGCUGGAGAACCUGCGUUUCCACGCCGAGGAGGAGGGCAGCUACAAGGACGAGGAGGGCAAGAAGGUCAAGGCCGACAAGGAGAAGGUUGCCGAGUUCCGCAAGGGCCUGACUGCUCUGGGUGAUAUCUACAUCAACGAUGCUUUCGGUACUGCCCACCGUGCCCACUCCUCCAUGGUCGGUGUCGACCUUCCCCAGAAGGCGUCCGGAUUCCUCGUCAAGAAGGAGCUGGACUACUUCGCUCAGGCUCUUGAGAGCCCCAAGCGCCCCUUCCUGGCCAUCCUCGGUGGCGCCAAGGUCUCCGACAAGAUCCAGCUGAUCGACAACCUGUUGCCCAAGGUCAACAGCCUGAUCAUCACCGGCGCCAUGGCGUUCACCUUCAAGAAGACCCUGGAGGGCGUCAAGAUCGGCAACAGCCUGUUCGACGAGGCUGGCAGCAAGAUCGUCGGCGAGGUCAUGGAGAAGGCCAAGAAGCACAACGUCAAGGUUGUCCUGCCCGUCGACUACAUCACCGCCGAUAAGUUCGCCGAGGACGCCAAGAUCGGCCAGGCCACCGACGCCGAGGGCAUCCCCGAGGGCUUCAUGGGCCUGGACGUUGGCGAGAAGUCCGUCGCUCUGUACAAGGAGGUCAUCGCCGAGGCCAAGACCAUCCUCUGGAACGGCCCCUGCGGUGUCUUUGAGAUGAAGCCCUUCGCCAAGGGUACCGAGGAGACCCUUGACGCCGUCGUCAAGGCCGCCCAGUCCGGCUCCAUUGUCAUCAUCGGCGGUGGUGACACCGCCACCGUCGCCGCCAAGUACGGCGUCGAGGACAAGCUCAGCCACGUCUCCACCGGUGGUGGUGCCUCUCUUGAGCUCCUCGAGGGCAAGGACCUCCCCGGUGUCUCCGCCUUGUCGUCGAGUAAGUAAAAAACUCUCUACCAACUAUAUCUAAUGUCAAUUGGGAGGUUGUAGGCAAGGCCCCCGCGUAGGCUGUGCAGCGGAAGUGGCAUGGGGCGGGAGGGGAGUGCAUAUGUGCGUUUUACCUGUCUUGUCAGCCUUUCCCUUGCAUGUUCUGCCCAUGCGGAGGGUUCUAGGUCCUAUGCUUCAACGAAUGUAAUGUACAAGGAUGAUGAUAAUCUUCAAACGUUUUGAUUGGAUUGUUCUGAUCUGAGGUUCUGUUCAGUGACGGGUUCUAAGCUAUGAUGUAAGACUUGGGGAUUGCUGCCUUUACUUCCACAGAUGUAGGUAGACCGUAUCUACGAUAUCACCACAGCAUAAACUGGAGGCGCGUAAGCUGUACUACCCAACCAGAUCAAGCCUCUAGCUCUCUACACUCGCACCCCUACGCACCAGCCCUCCAACCAGCUCUCCCCAAUAUCAAAACAUCAAUCCCCAAGC
Molecule: messenger RNA, 1728 nt
Organism: Aspergillus homomorphus CBS 101889
Lineage: Eukaryota; Fungi; Ascomycota; Eurotiomycetes; Eurotiales; Aspergillaceae
Gene: pgkA
Product: phosphoglycerate kinase pgkA
Exons: 3
Coding region: 1-1257 (418 amino acids)
Biological process (GO): glycolytic process; gluconeogenesis
Cellular component (GO): cytosol
Molecular function (GO): phosphoglycerate kinase activity; ATP binding; ADP binding
Source: RefSeq, a predicted model, not a curated record